Molecule: messenger RNA, 789 nt
Organism: Trichoderma reesei QM6a
Lineage: Eukaryota; Fungi; Ascomycota; Sordariomycetes; Hypocreales; Hypocreaceae
Exons: 3
Coding region: 1-789 (262 amino acids)
Source: RefSeq, a predicted model, not a curated record
AUGCGUCCUUCAACUAUUCUGGUCUCGUCGCUCGCCGUCUUCGGAGCUCGCGCCGCCCCGGCCCAGCCCAAGAUUGACCUCAACGACUUCAAGAAUCCCGCCUCGGCAAUCAACUCCCUCACCGAGUACUUCAACCUCGUUGCCUCCAAGACGGAGAUUGCCAAAGUGCAGCCGACAGCGCAGUUGUGUGACGUUUCCAAGGCCAAGAUGCCCUCCGUCGACGGGCUUCUCCCCCCUCCAUCCGCAAACCUGACCGUCAAGCACGUCGCCGUCGGCCGCGGCACGCAAAACUACACCUGCGACGCCAGCAAGCCCGACGCUCCGCCCGUCGCCACCGGCGCCCUGGCCACGCUCUUCAACGUCAGCUACGUCGCCUGCACCUCCCAGGACCUGCUGGAAAAGGUGCCCAACAUGGCCGUCAACUUCAACUUCGACGCCGCCGCUGUUGGGCCCCUCGGCCCCAUGAAGCUGGACGUGUCGGGCCACCACUUCUUCCUCGACAGCACGACGCCCUUCUUCAACCUGGACACGCCCGCCCUGAGCAUUGGCACCGUCCCCUGCGCCAAGAACAGCAGCAUCGCUGCGCCGGCGAGCUCGGCUCCGGGCCCCGGUGGCGAGGCUGCGGUCCCCUGGUUGAAGCUGACGGCCAAGGACGGCGCCACGGGCAGCAUCAAGGAGGUGUACCGGAUCAACACGGCCGGAGGCAGCGCGCCGGCUACCUGCCAGGGCCAGGCGGCCAACUUUCAAGUGCAAUAUUCCGCAGUGUACUGGUUCUGGGGCAGCAACUGA